UGUUUGGUGGCAGAGAAAAUACUCGUACAAUUACAAUCUGGUAAUGGAAAAUGGAGUAUGGACCCACGCCUGCAAAUGUCAUUACUUCACUUUCAAGACCAAUCUACUCUUUUCCCAGAUUUUAGUUGAGUACACUUUAUCUCCUUUUGCAUAAAGCCAAUUAUUCCCCUGUUCCCCUUCCUGUUUGCCCAUUACUUUACUUUCUCUCUACCAUUGCAGAAGCUGCAAGUUGAAGCUGUAAAUGAAUGAUUCUCCACUGUUGUAGACAUGGGUUCUUGUGUUUCAGUCCAUAAAAGCUCUGAGUCUACCAUGAAACUUCAAUGGUCCACUGCUUCUAAGACCACAGACAGUGUCUUGAAUGAAUCACCCGUCAAGGAAAACACUGUCAGUACCCAACAGUUCAAGCCUCAAUUGAAUCCCAGCUUCCGGGAAUUGGGUAGCAAAGAGGAGGUAUUUUUUGAUUCGCAACCCUGGUUAGAAUCUGAUUGUGAUGAUUUCUUCAGCAUCAAUGGUGAUUCGACACCCCAUCAUGGCAAUACUCCAAUGAACCAAAGCAGCUUCAGAGAAACUCCUCGACUUGAUAGAUCUCAUCACAUGGACAAGUCACCCAAUUCCUUGAUAGAGCCCUCCCCAUCUGAUAAGAAGAAACUGAUUGAGCUCUUCCGAGAGAGCUUUGGCGAUGACCCAUUUGUUGGUAAUCAAGACCUACAAGGAAUAGAAAGUAAUAUGGCAAAUGGAAGGCUGAAAGCCAAGGCUACCAUUUUUGACUUUCUAACAAAUAGAGGCUGCAGUAGUGAAAGAUCUCCAAAUAAAGGUUACAAACCUGAGAAAGAGAAAUCCGCUCACUCUGCACAGUGUUGCCUUCCAGGUUUGGUUCGGAGCCUGAGCUUUAGUGAUAGGAAGAGGAGGCCCAGCCCUGCCCACAACAUCUGUAGAAGGUAAGCCAAGCUUUGCUCUGUCUAUACUUUCAGGUGAAGUUUUGCUUCUAAAUCAGCAUUACUGAAAUAAUUUGGGGUCUCUAACUCCCUUGUUCAACUUUAUUGGCCCUUCUAUGGGCAGAGUUGUAAAGUGAUCCAUGAACCAGAUGCCUUGUUUCACUGUUUUAUAGGAACGAAAGGAUUGAAUUUGUAUUCAUUAGUCUGCUUCCAUGAUGUUACAGUCCUGUUCAAUCUAUAGGUUUUGUUGUAAGUUGAUGGGUGCUGCCUCUUAAGAAAUUCUUCAAAGAUCCUUGUAUAAAGAGUCUUGGUUGGUGCU
This is a messenger RNA of Vitis riparia (riverbank grape), 1254 nucleotides long. RefSeq lists its product as uncharacterized. Lineage: Eukaryota; Viridiplantae; Streptophyta; Magnoliopsida; Vitales; Vitaceae. The coding region runs from base 268 to 942 and encodes 224 amino acids. The transcript has 3 exons. The record is from RefSeq and is a predicted model, not a curated record.